GUCAAACUUUGUGUUCCCCUCUUUACAUUCUCCUCCUACAUCGUCAACAACGCACAUAAAUCACACAACAACUUUUCAAGUCUCUCUCACAUCUGAAGACUACUGCACCAAUGGGGAACUCAAUGGCAUGCUUCUCGCCGGCGCACAAGCCCAGAAACUUGAUCCGAAACCCCUCGAAGCGGCCAACGUACUCUUCGCCGUCCUUGGCUUCCGCUGGUAGUACUAGAAGAUCGGUAAACGGUUCGACCAAGAAGAAAGAGCGGCUUUCCGAUGCUGAUGACUUGUUGCUUCAGCAACAAGCAAGGGAGGCUGUUCUGCUGUUCCAGAACGUCCAGAAGAACGGCGGUUCUUCGCAACUGUUUAACCGGUCCACUUCCGUUGUGUAUCCCUCUCCGGCUCCUAAGAAUCAGGGGUUCGCGAAGAGCUCGAGCUCUAGGCAGCGUUUGCGGUCGGAUACUCUCGGAUUUCAGCCUCUUGAGCUUGUUGAUAAGCAGGACGUGAAGACUGAUGAACUGGAAACCAAUCAUUUUAUCCUAGUUCAUGGUGGUGGCUUUGGUGCUUGGUGCUGGUACAAAACCAUGACACUUUUGGAAGAAAGUGGGUUCAAAGUUGAUGCAGUUGACCUGACCGGUUCUGGAGUUCACUCAUUUGAUACAAACAACAUUACAAGUCUUGCACAAUAUGUCAAGCCACUCACUGACAUCCUUGAGAAUCUUGGGGUUGGGAAGAAGGUGAUUUUGGUUGGACAUGAUUUUGGUGGCACAUGUAUCUCAUAUGCAAUGGAGUUGUUUCCAUCUAAAAUUGCAAAAGCCAUAUUUAUUUGUGCAGCAAUGUUAACCAGUGGGCAGACCACUCUUAAUCUCUUUGCUCAACAGACUGGAUCGAACGAUCUCAUGCGACAGGCUCAGAGAUUCUUGUAUGCCAAUGGGAAGGAUCAGCCUCCUAGUGCUAUUACUCUUGACAAAAAACUGUCCGAAGACUUAUUGUUCAAUCAAAGUCCUGCAAAGGAUGUUGCACUGGCAUCAGUCUCAAUGAGGCCAAUCCCCUUUGCACCAGUAACAGAGAAGCUUUCUCUUUCCGACGAGAACUACGGCGCUGUCAGGCGGUUUUUCGUAGUGACUCAAGAAGAUCAUGCCAUAACCGUUCCAUUACAAGAAGCCAUGACCGAAUCCAACCCACCGGAACAGGUUUUCCGGCUUAAGGGCUCCGAUCAUGCACCCUUUUUCUCAAGGCCACAGGCUUUGCAUAGGAUAUUAGUAGAGAUAUCACAACUUCCUCCAGUGUAGGCAUGAGCUGAUCUGCCAAAUCACAUAGGCUUCAGUACACAUAGUGGAAGGGAAUGUAUAAAAAAUAAAACUUUGUUUAAUUUAUUCAACUAACUGUCAUCCGUGAGAAAAUAUUCGUAACAUCGAAAAUAUAUGAUAUAUGAAAAAUGGCAAGGGAGCAUCAUGUGUAUUUUUUAUACUUUA
Pyrus x bretschneideri (Chinese white pear) is the source of this 1469-nucleotide messenger RNA. Its product is annotated as putative methylesterase 11, chloroplastic. The coding region runs from base 111 to 1286 and encodes 391 amino acids. Gene Ontology annotation, molecular function: methyl jasmonate esterase activity; methyl indole-3-acetate esterase activity. The transcript is spliced from 5 exons. The record is from RefSeq and is a predicted model, not a curated record. Lineage: Eukaryota; Viridiplantae; Streptophyta; Magnoliopsida; Rosales; Rosaceae.